CGUCACCAGGUGUGCACGCAUUUUAAGCACAUUACAGAAGACCGGCUAAACUGUCAAGACAAUUUGCUGUUCAACUUAAAAAAUGACGACCACAAAUCUUUAUUCGGGUUAUAAUGAAGCGGGAAAGUCGUCUUCUAGGGUGUUGCAACCACCAGGAGGAGGCUCAAGCAACAUUUUUGGUGGCCCAGAACCAACGCCACAGCAGCAGGCUAAUAGGGCUGUACAACAGCAGUAUGAAGGCGAACAGCAACAGCAGUAUCAAGGUGGACAGCAACAGCAGUAUCAAGGUGGACAGCAACAGCAAUAUCAAGGUGGACAACAGCAUGGCGGUGGCGCCAACCCACAUAUGGAUGCCAAAGAAGAGUAUCAGAGAAACAAACCCAAGGGCAGAGCUGAAGCUCCAUUUGCAAGUUUCGACGAGAGUGGAAAACAUUCACGACCAACUCAGUUUGACAAGUGUGACGAUUCAUCUCAGAAUGACGCAGAUUUCCGUAGUUACUCGGUAACAGCCUAUCGUGAUGCCUUGGCUCAGAACCAGGCUAUUAAGUUGAGGGCCAGCGGUCAAGCGGCUGGAAGCUUCAACCCAAUAACUCAUGCCGAGGGUGGGAAUGAGUCUAACCAGCAGCCCCAGAGACCCCCCCACCAGCAGCAAUCUCGCCCCGCACCAGUAGACGCCGGGGACGAGCAGCCCCGCAGAAUGGUGCGAGGCCAAAACAACCAGCCUAAGAAAGUGCAGUACAAUCCGAUCACAGGAGAAGAGUACCCUGCAGACUAUGGACAACAGAAUGAGGAGGAUAAUAAGGGAGAGGAGGCCGAGAAAACAACAGUGGAAGACAGUGACUCCCAGAACGCCAGAAGCACACCAACAGAAACCCCAACAGAAGCUGCCCCCUCCGAGGAGGAGGUCCCCGCCCAGGAGGAGGUCAACACUUUGCCUGCACCCAAGCCCACGUCAGUACGUGUUCGACAACCCCCAGGUGGAAAGUCUUCCGGGCUCUGGUGAUUACGCCCUUAUGUUAGGAUUCAUUUUUUGUCAGUUUUGUGAAUGUGCUUUCAAAAGGCGUUUUUGGGAAAUAGGGAGUACAUUUUAUAAAGUCAAUAUGCAUGCCAGUUUUUGUCAUAUAAUGAUGUAUUUGUCUUGUAUAGAGUUUUCAUGCUAACAUGCAAUUUUAAAACUAGUAGUGUUUAAUAUUUUAGUCACAUUUUACCAAAUUUAGUUAAAAAAGAAAUACUCAAAUUUUGUUUGCUAUUGUUUUCAUGUUUUUGUUAACAAGUAAUUGAUGGGAUAGGUAUGUAUUUUUAUCACUCGCAAUCAAUCAAUAUUUCAUCUGUUGUUAGCCUCAGUUGAUUUUCGGCCCCUCUGUCUGUUUAGCUCCUUGUCUGUAAAAGUAGUUGUUUCAACAGUUAAUUGUGUUCUGUAUAUGUGUGGUUCUAUGCCACUAAGUUUAAGGGUUUCACUUUCAAUUAUACAAAAGCAAUAAUUUGGGACCAUGUAAAAGCCUUGAGUUAACCUCAAAAGUUGAUUUCAUUCCAAUUUAGUUUCGUAAUAAAUUUCAUGUUUGUUUAGUUAUGAAUACAUAAACCAUGACCAGAUUUCUUACCAUUGCUCACUUGUGCUACUCUUUAACAUGUGUGGUUUUUGAAGGGGCUUGUUCAAGAGCUGUGUAAUAAUAGUGUAUGAAAUCGCUUAUUUUUGCGAGCUCUGUAGCCAUCAAAAGUUUUAAGUUCUGAUUUAUGUUGUGGCUGCGCUAUUUCACUAAAGUGCUGCUUUUAAUGAUCAAAUAAACACAUUAUAUUAUUGCUUACUUUUCUGUGAUAUACAUUACCUAUUUUUGUGACAUCUGCUGAUUUCGAUGAGAAAGAAUAUUCAGUUUUGUCCAUUCAUGCAAUGUAAUGUAAAUGCUAGAUAAAUUAUGAUUUCUGUAAAUUUUGAAUACUAGUGAUCAAACAACUCUCGUCAUCAAUUUACAGUUGUGACAGUUUUCUGUAAUGUCAUUUUCGGAGAGCUUAGUGGAAUAAGUGAUCUAAUUUUUCCAAUAGGAUCUGAUAUUGAGAGAUUGUUACUGUGCACCAGUUAUCAAAAUUGCAUUUAUUUUAUGUAUAUUUGCCAUUACAUAUUUUGCCACUCUUCAAUGUCGGAGUCCAGUAAUAAAUCUUUUAAUUGCUAA
Mya arenaria is the source of this 2168-nucleotide messenger RNA. Its product is annotated as protein kinase 4-like. Lineage: Eukaryota; Metazoa; Mollusca; Bivalvia; Myida; Myidae. Bases 83 to 1003 code for a protein of 306 amino acids. The record is from RefSeq and is a predicted model, not a curated record. Gene Ontology annotation, cellular component: nucleus. The transcript is spliced from 8 exons.